Molecule: messenger RNA, 191 nt
Organism: Racocetra persica
Lineage: Eukaryota; Fungi; Glomeromycota; Glomeromycetes; Diversisporales; Gigasporaceae
Source: the annotation of a GenBank genome assembly
AUGGUCUUGCACGUAUUGGUUCAACCUUAUUCUCUGAACUUCGUAAUGCAAUAUUCGCUAAUGUAGCGCAAAAAGCUAUUCGAAAAGUUGCCAAGAAUGUUUUUUAUCACUUACAUCAAUUAGAUUUGGAUUUCCAUCUCAAACGUCAGACGGGUGGUUUGAGUAGAGCUAUUGAUCGUGGAACUAAGUAA